Annulohypoxylon truncatum is the source of this 1217-nucleotide messenger RNA. Its product is annotated as electron transfer flavoprotein, alpha subunit. Lineage: Eukaryota; Fungi; Ascomycota; Sordariomycetes; Xylariales; Hypoxylaceae. Gene Ontology annotation, molecular function: electron transfer activity; flavin adenine dinucleotide binding. Gene Ontology annotation, cellular component: mitochondrion. Bases 131 to 1189 code for a protein of 352 amino acids. The transcript is spliced from 2 exons. The record is from RefSeq and is a predicted model, not a curated record.
CCGCGAUCGGCCCCGAUUUGCCUCGGUGUGAGCCGAGAACAGCCGAAUUCCAUUCACGACGAAGACUUAGACGAGCUUUAAUCUAUUUCGAGCUCGCCAAAUUUCAAGUCAUAGAAAAGCAUUAGACACAAUGCUUUUCCCCACGGCGACAAGGUCUGUUCUCAGAAGCGUUGGCGCUCUGCCACGCUCUACUUCGGCUUUCUCGAGUCCUUUCAGCAGCCCCUCGGCUCUCCGAAGAUUAUUGUCGUCGUUGGCCGUCCUAGAACAGCGCGACGGCAAGCUCAACCACGGCUCCUUAAGCGCAGUCACGGCCGCAAAGAAACUCGGCGGCUCGAUACAUGGAUUUGUUGCCGGGAGCAAUAUCAAAGCUGUCGCAGAAGAGGCGGCAAAAGUAGAGGGCGUUGAGAAGAUAAUCGCGGUAGACAACGCCGCUUACGACAAGGGUCUACCCGAAAACUAUGCGCCUUUAUUAGUUGAGAAUAUUAAGAAAGGUGGCUACACACAUAUUAUUGCAGGACACACUGCCUUUGGGAAGAGCUUAUUGCCGCGGGUCGCCGCACUCCUCGACUCUCAACAAAUAUCAGAUAUCACUGCUAUCGAGAACGAGAACACUUUCGUCCGUCCGAUAUACGCUGGUAAUGCUAUCGCUACCGUCGAGUCCUCCGAUCCUGUGAAGGUUAUCACUAUUCGUGGCACGGCCUUCCCCGCAGCUGAAGCGCAAGGCGGUUCUGCCACCAUUGAAGAUGGUGCUGAUCCCAACGUGGAAAUAUCCGUAGAGUGGGUUUCUGAAGAUCUAGCGAAAUCGGACAGGCCAGACCUAGCAACUGCCGGCAGGGUCGUUUCCGGGGGCAGAGGUCUCAAGUCGAAGGAUGACUUCGAUAAGAUCAUGCUCCCGCUUGCGGAUUCAUUAGGCGCUGCUGUCGGUGCCUCUCGUGCAGCUGUGGAUAGCGGAUACGCCGACAACAGUCUACAAGUUGGCCAAACCGGCAAGGUUGUCGCUCCCCAAUUAUAUAUGGCCGUUGGUAUUUCCGGCGCAAUCCAGCACUUGGCGGGUAUGAAGGACAGCAAGGUAAUUGCUGCUAUUAACAAAGACGCUGAGGCACCGAUAUUCCAAGUGGCUGACGUAGGGUUGGUCGGUGAUUUAUUCGAGAAAGUACCCGAGUUAACAGAGAAGCUGAAGAGCUCGUAGUUAUAUGAAUACAAUGUUACAAUAGCCC